UAUCUCUGUUUUUGCUUAUGGUUCUUUUCUGAAUUUUAUAAUAUCUGCCUCUCACUCUGUGUGUGUUUGUGUCAUAUAUGAGUUUGUGGGUGUGGGUGUGGGUGUUUGCGAGCUUUUGUUCGUUUGCUUUUUUACUUGUUUUGAGUGCAACUGUUUGUUUGGAUUUCCCUGUCCACUUUGUUCUUUUGUUAAUCCGCGGAAGAGUCCUAAGCGGCCGAGGCCUUGGAGUUUUUCUCGGCUUCUUGUCGAUUUGUUUGUUGUUUCAGUUCAAUUCAUUCCAAGAGCAUACAUAUGAGAUAGUCAGGGGGAAGAAGGAAGAAGAACAGUGCUAAUCCGAGCAACAAUCCAACGGGGGGCAACCGAAAAGGAAAUUUUCUGUCCCUGUGAUUGAGUUAGUGCGCGAGCGAGGAUAAAUUUGGGAGGCCAUGGCAUCGAAUUCAUCGGCUGCAGCGGCGGCGGCGUUCUUCGGGAUUAGCAGGGAUGGGGACCAGCAUGACCAGAUUAAGCCGCUGAUAUCACAGCAGCAACAGCAGCAGCUGGCGGCGGCACUGCCCGGCGUGGUAGCAGCGACGCCGACUGCGGCAUCCAGCCAAGGCGCACCGGCGGCGGCGCCACCGGCCAAGAAGAAGAGAAACUUACCAGCAGAUCCGGACGCGGAGGUGAUAGCGCUGUCGCCGAAGACGCUGCUGGCGACGAACCGGUUCGUGUGCGAGGUGUGCAACAAGGGGUUCCAGCGGGAGCAGAACCUGCAGCUGCACCGGCGCGGGCACAACCUGCCGUGGAAGCUGAAGCAGAAGAACCCGGCGCAGGCGCAGCGCCGCCGCGUGUACCUCUGCCCGGAGCCGACGUGCGUGCACCACGACCCGUCCAGGGCCCUCGGCGACCUCACCGGCAUCAAGAAGCACUUCUGCCGCAAGCACGGCGAGAAGAAGUGGAAGUGCGAGAAGUGCUCCAAGCGCUACGCCGUGCAGUCCGACUGGAAGGCCCACUCCAAGAUCUGCGGCACCCGCGAGUACCGCUGCGACUGCGGCACCCUCUUCUCCAGGAGGGACAGCUUCAUCACGCACAGGGCCUUCUGCGACGCGCUGGCGCAGGAGAGCUCCAGGCUGCCGCCGACGAGCCUCACCAGCCUCACUAGCCACUUGUACGGCGCCAGCAACGCCGGGAACAUGGCGCUGAGCCUCUCGCAGGUGGGCUCCCACCUCACCACCUCCCUCCAGGAUGGUCACCACCACCACCACCACCCGUCCCCCGAGCUGCUCCGCCUCGGCGGCGCGGGCGGCGGCGGCGGGAGCAGCAUCGCCGCGCGCCUCGACCACCUGCUGUCGCCGUCCGGCGCGUCUGCGUUCCGCCCCCCGCAGCCGGCGUUCUUCCUCAACGCUGCUGCUGCGGCGGCGGCUACCGGGCAGGACUUCGGUGAUGACGCUGGCAAUGGGCAGCACUCGUUCCUUCAGGCCAAGCCGUUCCAUGGCCUCAUGCAGCUGCCCGACCUCCAGGGCAAUGGUGCAGGAGGCCCCGGCGCUCCGGGUGCUAACCUCUUCAACCUUGGCUUCUUCGCCAACAACGGCAACAGCUCGGGAUCUAGCCAUGAGCAUGCCAGCCAGGGGCUAAUGAGCAAUGACCAGUUCAGCGGUGGCGCAGGCGGCGGCGGCGGCUCUGAUGCGUCGGCGGCGGGGAUCUUCGGCGGUAACUUUGUUGGUGGCGAACAUGUCUCUCCUGCAGGUCUCUACAACGAUCAGGCGGCGAUGCUGCCGCAGAUGUCGGCGACGGCCCUGCUACAGAAGGCGGCGCAGAUGGGCGCGACCUCGAGCGCGAACGGCGCGGGGUCCAUGUUCCGUGGCUUCGCCGGCUCAUCGCCGCACAUGCGGCCGGCGUCGCAGCACCUGGACCAGAGCGACGCGCACCUCAACGACCUGAUGAACUCUCUCGCUGGAGGCGGCGUCAACACCGCCGCAAUGUUCGGCGCCACCAACGGCGGAACCGUCCCUGGCGCCGGGAUGUUCGAUCCAAGGCUGUGCGACAUCGAGCACGAGGUAAAAUUCAGCCAGGGCGGAGGUGGAGCCGGCGCCGGCACUGGCGACGGGACGCGGGACUUCCUCGGCGUCGGUGGGGGUGGCAUUGUCCACGGCAUGUCGACGCCGAGAGGUGACCACCACCAGAGCAGCAGCGACAUGAGCUCCCUGGAGGCCGAGAUGAAGUCCGCGUCGUCCUUCAACGGGAGAAGGAUGCCAUGAAAAAUCCAUGAUCAAGUCAUCGAUCGAGCUUGCACAAGCCGUGAGCUCCGAUCGAUCGGUAGUAGUACCAAAGUGAGAGUCCGAGACUUUGAAGCAAUGCAACCUGGGGAUUAACGCAUGCAUGCAUCCACUGGGGAGGAGCAAGCUAAGGUUAUAGUACUCCUAUAUAGCCUAAUGUCGAGUUAAUUAGCAACUAAGUCGUUCGUUCCGAGAUCGAUCAAUCGCAUGAUCGAGUUGGGUGCAUGCAUGCAUGGGAUAAAGCUAUAGGUCAGCUAGCUAUAUAGCUCUUCAUCGUAUGAAUGACCUGGAAAACUUGGGGUUAGUCAUGGAAGAGAGGGCGUCCUCUCUGACUAAAUUAAGUAAUUAAGCUAGUGCGAGUGGACGCAUGUGAUGACCCUUGCUCUCGGUGGGGUUGGUGUUAAUGCCGUUGUUAUUGUUCUUGUUGUUUGGAUUCCCCCCUCCUUGUAGUUGGAUCUUUUGCUGGGUUAAGUAUAGUUCCAUAGAGCCAAUAAGAAUGUUAAUUUGUAGCUAGCUCAAUGCGGAAGACGGUGGCUUAAUU
Oryza brachyantha (malo sina) is the source of this 2793-nucleotide messenger RNA. RefSeq names its product protein indeterminate-domain 4, chloroplastic-like. Gene Ontology annotation, cellular component: nucleus. Bases 426 to 2234 code for a protein of 602 amino acids. The transcript is spliced from 4 exons. The record is from RefSeq and is a predicted model, not a curated record. Gene Ontology annotation, molecular function: DNA-binding transcription factor activity. NCBI's taxonomy places the organism in Eukaryota, Viridiplantae, Streptophyta, Magnoliopsida, Poales, Poaceae.